CGUAUUAAUGCAACAAGCAAUCUAAGCAUUUCUCCUUGUUCCUAAGGAUUCUGAUUUCACAAUCAAAAACAUACCUUUUGGCGUUGCAUCCAAAGCCAAUGGUAAUCCCUUCCCAGCUACCAUCAUAGGUGAUUCUGUGAUUAAUUUGGCCAAACUCGAAGACUUGGGGUAUUUUAAUGGACCUCUGUUUUCCACUUUGGGAUCUAAGGUCUUUGACAGCGGAAACCUUAACAAAUUUGUUUCCCUCUCAAGACCGUAUUGGAAAGAAGUCAGAUCUUAAAUCUAAACUCUAUUCUCAUGUGGAAGCCAAUUAGAAAAUAAUUAAGAAGCUUUGGCUGAGAUUCUUACACCUGUUCAAGAUACCAAAAAUCAUUUACCUAUCACAAUUGGAGAAUACACUGAUUUUUAUUCCUCAAAGAACCACGCUUUCAAUAUGGGAUCUAUAAUCAGGGGUCCUGAUAAUGCUAUGCAACCAAAUUGGUACUAUUUACCUGUAGGAUAUCAUGGAAGAAGAUCAUCAAUUGUUGUCGAUGGAACAGAUAUCAGAAGACCAUGGGGAUAGGUAAAGGCUCCAACAGCCGAGAAGCCUUCUUUCACAAAAUGCAAGAGAUUGGAUUAUGAAUUAGAAAUUGGAGCUGUAAUUGGUGGAGCACCAAAUAAUUUGGGAGAGCCUGUUAAGGUCAAUCAAGCUGAAGAUAGAGUCUUUGGGUUUGUUAUUCUAAAUGACUGGUCUGCCAGAGAUGUUUAAGUGUGGGAGUAUGUACCUCUUGGUCCAUUUGGAGCCAAAAAUUUUGCAUCUACAAUUUCACCUUGGAUUGUGUCCAUUGAAGCUUUAGAACCAUUCCGAAUUCAAUUGCCAGAACAAGACCCAGAGCCAUUCGUCUAUUUGAAAGAGAAAAAUCAUACAUCUUUCGAUAUUAAUUUGGAAGUGCUCAUUGGUACAGAAAAGAGUCCAGAACUAGAGCAUUUUACUACAAGCAAUUUCAAAUAUAUGUAUUGGAGUGUGAAUUAAUAAAUUGCUCAUCAUUCCAUCACUGGUUGUAACAUUUAACCAGGAGAUCUCUUUGGAUCUGGAACAAUCUCAGGAACAACCAAGGAUGGAAGAGGAUGCUUAAUGGAAUAUACAUGGAAUGGAAAGGAGCCUUUGGUAUUGAAAUCAGGGGAACAAAGAUUAUUUUUGGAGGAUGGCGAUGUCCUUGAAAUGAGGGGAUAUGCAGGAGAAGGAGAGAAUCGUGUCGGUUUUGGGAGAUGCAAAGGAAAGAUUUUGCCUGCUCUGGAUGAGGCUUAUUUCUAAUCAUGAAAGUUAAUUAUUAUCAAUAUUAAAAUUUAUAUUUAAAAA
Messenger RNA from Paramecium tetraurelia, 1339 nucleotides. RefSeq lists its product as uncharacterized. Gene Ontology annotation, molecular function: fumarylacetoacetase activity. The transcript has 5 exons. Gene Ontology annotation, biological process: homogentisate catabolic process; L-phenylalanine catabolic process; L-tyrosine catabolic process. NCBI's taxonomy places the organism in Eukaryota, Ciliophora, Oligohymenophorea, Peniculida, Parameciidae. The record is from RefSeq and is a predicted model, not a curated record.